UGUCCCUCCUCUAGCAAUGUCCAGAACAGGAAUCUGUACCUGGCCACACUUGGCGCAGUGUUGGGGCCCCUGAGCUUUGGUUUUGUCUUGGGGUUCAGCUCUCCAGCCAUCUCUGAUUUGAAGAACACGGAGGAUCCGCGGCUAAUUCUGGACCAAGAGACGGCGUCAUGGUUUGGUUCUAUAGUCACCAUUGGUGCAGCUGCUGGGGGCAUCCUUGGUGGGUGGCUGGUGGACCGCGUGGGCCGGAAGCUCAGCCUCAUGCUCUGCGCUUUUCCUUAUGUCCUUGGCUUCGCCCUGAUCAUAUCUGCUCAAAACAUGUGGAUGUUGCUGGGUGGCCGCGUGUUGUCCGGACUUGCCAGCGGAGUCACCUCCUUGGUGGUCCCAGUGUAUAUUUCAGAGACGUCACACUCCGGGGUCCGAGGGAUGUUGGGCUCCUGCGUACAGCUGAUGGUGGUCACUGGAAUUGUAGGAGCUUAUAUUGCAGGAAUGGUCGUGAGCUGGCGCUGGCUGGCGGUGGUCUGCUCUGUGCCCCCUGUCCUCAUGGUGAUUUUAAUGUGCUUCAUGCCCGAGACCCCACGAUAUCUCAUCAACCAGGAGAGACGAGCAGAGGCGAUGGCUGCUCUGCACUUUCUGCGAGGGCCAGAUGUGGACCAUGAGUGGGAAUACCGGCAAAUCGAGGCCAGCGGGGAUCAGCAGGAGGAUGGGUUAAAGAUGGCGGAUUUCAUGGCACCGUCUAUAUACAAACCAUUCAUCAUCGGCAUCCUACUCAUGUUUUUCCAGCAGGCCACCGGCAUUAACGCCAUCAUGUUCUAUGCCGAUAUGAUAUUUGAGGAAGCAAAGUUCCAGAACAGUAGCUUGGCUUCGGUUAUUGUUGGGCUGGUGCAGGUGGUGUUCACAGCGGUGGCUGCGCUCAUCAUGGACCGGGCUGGGAGGAAGGUCCUUUUGGUCAUCUCAGGGGUCGUUAUGGCGAUCAGCACCGCCUUGUUUGGGGUGUAUUUUAGAAUCAGUGUGGCGCAUGUGAACAACUCAUCAGGCGUGACGAGCCCCGGGGAAAUGGCGGACGGCCCCACCGAUCCACUGGCAUGGUUGGCUUUGGUCAGCAUGGGUCUGUUCAUCGCUG
This is a messenger RNA of Hyla sarda, 1120 nucleotides long. RefSeq names its product solute carrier family 2, facilitated glucose transporter member 8-like. Lineage: Eukaryota; Metazoa; Chordata; Amphibia; Anura; Hylidae. Gene Ontology annotation, cellular component: membrane. Gene Ontology annotation, molecular function: transmembrane transporter activity. Gene Ontology annotation, biological process: transmembrane transport. The annotation marks the transcript as partial. The transcript is spliced from 7 exons. The record is from RefSeq and is a predicted model, not a curated record.